GAUCUCUCCUUUUGUCACUUUUUUCAUCUUCUCAUCCUCUCAUCUCACCUAUAUAUAUAUAUAUAUAUAUUACACACGAACUCUCCAAAACUCAACAAACUCAAACUACUAUUUUCCUAAUCUAUUAUUCUCAGCGAUCUAUUUUUGGCUCAUUUUAUCAUCUUUAAACCAAUGGCUUCCACGCUCUCAUUCGCAUCGUCUCUACGUUCACCUCUCCUUCUAUCUCCAUCAUACUCAUCCAAAUCCACUUCACCGUUCUCCGUUGCGUUUCCUCGGAUGAUCCCUGGUCGGAUCAGAGCUCAAGACCAAAGAGAAAACUCCAUUGAUGUCGUUCACCAAGGACAGAAAGGUAACCAAGGAUCUAGUGUGGAGAAAAGACCUCAACGCUUAACGAUGGACGUCUCUCCUUUCGGAUUAUUGGAUCCUCUGUCACCAAUGAGAACAAUGCGUCAAAUGCUGGACACAAUGGACAGAAUGUUCGAUGACGCUGCUAUGAUUGUCCCGGGAAGAAACAGAGGAGGAAGUGGAGCUCCAGAGAUUCGUGCGCCAUGGGACAUCAAAGAGGAAGAACACGAGAUCAAGAUGCGUUUCGACAUGCCUGGUCUCUCCAAAGAAGACGUCAGAGUCUCUGUCGAAGAUAACGUCCUUGUCAUUAAAGGAGAACAGAAGAAGGAAGAUGACAAUGAUUCUUGGUCUGGAAAAAGCUUUAGCUCUUAUGGCACGCGACUUCAGCUACCAGACAACUGCGAGAAAGACAAGAUCAAAGCUGAGCUCAAGAACGGAGUUCUGUUCGUCAAUAUUCCUAAAACCAAAGUCGAACGCAAAGUCAUCGAUGUCCAGAUUCAGUAGGAUUCCAUUAGCAUUUUCCUCUGUUUAAUACUUUUCUCGAGUUGUUUGUUCUACUACAUAAGCCUCUGUUUCUUUAUGUAAUUUAGAACUUAUAAUAUAAGUAUAAGAAUAACGUGUAUAUUAAUAUGAAUUAAAAUAUUCGGUUCUGUCGGUAUGCUCUGAAUAAUUGGAUUCUCUUUCAUAUGUAUGUAUAUAAAAAGGUUUUAUAUACAUGGAUGUUCUAUCUACACAUGUAAUAUGACCGCUCCUAGUCUUUAAAUUAGAACUUUUGUCUUUAAAUUAUU
Thlaspi arvense is the source of this 1133-nucleotide messenger RNA. NCBI's taxonomy places the organism in Eukaryota, Viridiplantae, Streptophyta, Magnoliopsida, Brassicales, Brassicaceae. The record is from the annotation of a GenBank genome assembly.